Molecule: messenger RNA, 633 nt
Organism: Symsagittifera roscoffensis
Lineage: Eukaryota; Metazoa; Xenacoelomorpha; Acoela; Convolutidae
Exons: 1
Coding region: 1-633 (210 amino acids)
Biological process (GO): DNA integration
Molecular function (GO): nucleic acid binding
Source: RefSeq, a predicted model, not a curated record
AUGACAGACAGUGGCUACAAUCAGGUCCUGGUGAUGAUCGAUCACUUCACGAUAUAUGCAGACGCUGCGCCCUGCAUAAAUGCCUCAGUAGAAGAGACAUGCGAUCAUCUGAUUAAUACGUGGAUAGCGAGGCAUGGAUGUCCAAUGACGUUCCAAUCGGACAAUGGAACCGAUUUUGUAGGAGAACUUACUAAGGAGCUCAUGAGACGUUCUCAAGUGGCUCAGGCUCAUUCUGCGACGUACCACCCCCAGAUGAACUGCUUAUUGGAGAGGCAAAAUCGGACUCUGGUGUCGAUGUUGAAGGUUUAUUGUUUCAGAUACAUGACUGAUUGGGACAGAUAUCUUCCGCAAGCGAUGGGAGCUUAUAACAGAACGCAACACUCCGCCACAGGAAUUACUCCACACUUGAUGUUGACUGGACACGAAAAGUAUUUGCCUUUGACUUUUUUUUACCCAGAGCAUGAAGGAAAGAAAACAUCACCGCAAGUCUAUGUUAGGGAUGUGAUUAGACGUCAACAAGAACUGAACGUCUUGUACAGACAAAAUAGUGAGCGAGCACAGGCAAGGCAGAGGAAAAGGUUUGAUAAGAAAGCAGCUGUUGCAAAAGCUUACUCAGUAGGAGACUACGUGUGA